Messenger RNA from Tinamus guttatus (white-throated tinamou), 1071 nucleotides. Lineage: Eukaryota; Metazoa; Chordata; Aves; Tinamiformes; Tinamidae. The record is from RefSeq and is a predicted model, not a curated record.
AUGGAUCACGUUGAGACGGAGAGCGAUCCAGACCUGAGCCCAGGACCCCACAAGGAAGUGACUGUCACCAACACACCGUUUGGCCUCCAGAUCACCACCGUGGUCACCUACCAGGAGAAGCCCGAAACGCCCCUGGCUCGCCUGGCCUAUCGGCUGAGGACGUACUUUAAGUCCCAUUUUGGGGGUCCUUCUGAAACCGUGGCCUUUAACGAGGCGGUCGCCUCUGUUUGCUUUUUCUUACUUGUUUUGUUUUCACCUUCCUCAGUGGGUGGUGAACAAAUAAGCUCCAUAGGACGAGGGCUCUGUGUGCUGCUGGGCAUCUCCUUGGAAGAUACGCAGAGGGAGCUGGAGCACAUGGUCCGAAAGAUCUUAAACUUACGAGUGUUUGAAGAUGAAAGUGGGAAGCACUGGUCCAAAAGUGUGAUGGAUAAGCAGUACGAAGUGUUGUGUGUCAGCCAGUUUACUCUCCAGUGCAUCCUGAAAGGAAACAAGCCUGACUACCACAUGGCGAUGCCCACAGAGCAGGCGGAGUGUUUUUACAACAACUUCCUAGAGCAGCUAAGAAAGGCCUACAAGCCAGAGCUUAUUAAAGAUGGCAAGUUUGGUGCCUACAUGCAGGUCCACAUCCAGAACGAUGGUCCUGUAACAAUUGAACUGGAGUCCCCAGCUGCUACUGUUGACCCUAAACAGCUGACGAAACUUGAAAAACAACAACAAAGAAAAGAGAAGACCAGAACCAAGGUGCCCUCUGAAUCCAGUCGAGAAAGAAAUGCCCCCCGGAGCAAGGACGAUCCCAGCGCAAGCAGCGGAGCAGAAGGAGACGUGUCGUCGGAGCGGGAGCCGUAGCAGGCUCAGAUUCUUGUACAAAAGCUACACUGGAUUUUUGGAGAAAGACCUUAAAGACAUUCACCUCAGCACCACUCGCCUGGGACUUUGGAAAGAAAUGAAAAAUGGGAAAGCAGCAUGAAGACAAGAGAAACUGGUCUCAUUCUGUUCUGACACAACCGAAGUAAUGUGCUCAGAUUCAGCCAUCAAUGCGUAGCUUCACUAGUGAAAAAGGACUAGUAACAU